UGCUGUUCGUUGAUGCUGUCGGCCUGCUGCCCCUCCCCCGACCCGACUCCUCAGCGACCCGGCCCUGCAGGCCAGCGGCUCCAGCCCGGCACCCGGGACUCUGGACGCCGUGACCCUGUCCUCCGCCUGUCCGCCCGGGAGCAGCCUCAGACCGCGCAGCGCUCCGCGUGGCGACAUGGGAAAGUCAUUUUCUCAUUUACCUUUGCAUUCAAAUAAAGAAGAUUCUUAUGGUGGAGUCACAUCAACUGAAAAUAUGAGGAAUGGCUUGGUUAAUGGUGAAGUCCAUAAUGAAGAUGGAAGAAGUGGAGAUGUCUCUCAGUUUCCAUAUGUGGAAUUUACAGGAAGAGAUAGUGUCACUUGCCCCACUUGUCAAGGAACAGGAAGAAUUCCUAGGGGGCAAGAAAACCAACUGGUGGCAUUGAUUCCAUAUAGUGAUCAGAGAUUAAGGCCAAGAAGAACAAAGCUGUAUGUGAUGGCGUCAGUGUUUGUCUGUCUGCUCCUUUCUGGAUUGGCUGUGUUUUUCCUUUUCCCUCGCUCCAUCGAUGUGAAAUACAUUGGUGUAAAGUCAGUAUAUGUCAGUUAUGAUGCUCAACAGCGUGCAAUAUAUUUAAAUAUCACGAACUUGCUAAAUAUAACGAAUAAUAACUAUUAUUCUGUUGAAGUUGAAAACAUCACUGCACAAGUUCAGUUUUCAAAAACAGUUAUUGGAAAGACACGCUUAAACAACAUAACCACUAUUGGUCCACUAGACAUGAAACAAAUUGAUUACACAGUACCUACUAUCAUAGCGGAGGAAGAGAGUUACAUGUUUGAUUUCUGUACACUGGUAUCCAUCAAAGUGCAUAACAUAGUACUUAUGAUGCAAGUUACAGUGACAGCAGCAUACUUUGGACACUCUGAACAGAUAUCCCAGGAGAGGUACCAGUAUAUUGACUGUGGAAGGAACACAACUUACCAGCUGAGGCAGUCUGAAUAUCUAAAUGUACUUCGGCCACAACAGUAAAAACUGAAAGACAUGCAUCUAGAGAAUACCUACUGAUUAUUUUCUGAGCUCUUAAGGAUGAGGUACUUACUUCCUUAUAGGAGAUCCUUAAACAUAAACUGAAUGAACAAACCUAAAGUUUACACUACGAGUACAGUUAAAAUUAUGUGGACUUGCAGGUUAUUGCAACUCUCUGUUAUGUGUUGAUGAUAUUUGUACCAGGAUCUUUUACUCAAAUCUAAAUUUACUGAUUGGUUUUCUUCUCCCUUUCUCCCUUUCUCCCUAAAGGGGAAGACUGAGACUCCCUUAUAGGACAAUAAAUUAUUACUUAAAAUUCACAGCUCCAGUUAACUAAAAACAUAAUUUUGGUGAUGAACACACUUUGAGAAACUAUUUCUGAAUGUUUUAUAAAAUAUUGCUGACAGCCUAUUAUUCAUGAAAGACUUUUAAAGAAUAAUAAUUUUUUCCCAUUUUAUAAAUUCCCAUUGCUACCUGGUAGUAAUUCAACUAUAUAUCUUUGCUUUUUAGCUGAACAUUUAUAGUUUUUCAUUUGUUGAAAUUCUACCCAUUUGCAGUUUUUUAGUCUUAUUUCAAGCCAGGGCUUGCAUAACACUUAUAAGCUGAAAUAAUUGUGGCAAAAUUCUGUACGUAAUAUUUUUUAAAGCUCCUAAGUGUAUUAUUUCACACGUCUUCCCAUGUUACAGUUUUGUGAAGUUUUUGUGUAAUCUUCAAAUAUAGUUAAUGUACAAUACUAUAAAUAAAUUGUGCAUGGCUUUUAUACAGCUUUAAUAAAUGUUAAGUAAAGUGGUACAGAUUCAAAUAAAGUUGCUCAUAAAAUAAAUAAAACAGGAAAAUGAAAUUCAGAAGCUUAUAGAAUGUGAAUAUGGUUCCAGUUACAUAUUGGAUUGGGCAUCAAGUAGAUUUGAAAUAACUAUUUUGAUGCUCCACUUUCUUUUAAUGUUGCUUUUCCUACUAAAGAAUCAUGAGGACACUUAGUAGUUUUCACAACUUAAGGUACCCAAGUCAUCAAUUAUAUGAAUGUUUGAGAGGAGGAAAUUAUUUCUUUGGUAGAAAUUAUCCAAGAAAUCCUGUCAUUAAAUGAUGGUAGCUAUAUCAAAUAAAACCUGUAUUACAUUUUUAAAAAUUUAAUCACUUUGCACAUCAUGUGGAUAUGAUGCCUCUAGCAGUUACAUUUUUUAUGUUUUCUACUUUUAUUUUGGAUUUUAUUUAAAGUUAUUUUCAAGUAUAAAUUACUGACUUAGUCACUUUGCUGUUUAAUAUUUUCAGUACCAUUUUCCAUUUGGACCUUUGCCUUUUCAUUUACCAAGUUCUAAAAACCUGUUCAGUACAUAUCACUGAGUGUAGGGGCUGUGAUACCAAAAAACUUAAGUGGCUUGAGAUUAAUUUCUUUCUAUUUUCUAGUGACAGAAAUCAGGUUCCCCCAUUUCACAUCCCCCAAAGUGCCUAACUUAGGUCUGAAACCUGCCUACUUAUCAGUGUCUGACUCUCAGUCAGUUUCUACAUGUCUAACCAGUCACCUAUCUAGUUUCUCAUUUAGCUAGGGACCUAGAGGUAGCAGUAUUUCAGUGACUGUGUGUGUAAAUCAAAAAAUGUUACAAGAUUAUCUAUCAUAUUGUUUUGUUCUCACUUUGUCCUCAUGUCCCAAUAAGUUCAAAAUCACCACUUAUUUCUUCAAAAGCAUCCUUCAUAAAUGCCUCCUUCAAAAAUCAGUUCAGAUUUAUUUUCUGCUUUGUAUCUCUUAACCUUGAAAAAUUGUAUGAUGUAAAUUAAUUUUUCUAUUGAUCUGUGGUUCUAAUAUCCCUUUUAGAGUACAUGCAAAGUAACUGCUGAGAAGGCAGGAAAGUGAGGAAACAUUUGCUUUUAGUGACUUAGUUUUGAAUGUUUUUCUCCAUUCUUUAAGAACUUUUUUUAUACCCACUUUCUGUGUAGUUUUAAGUCAGAAAAAAACUAGAAUUUUUAAUAUGUAAAAAACCAGUAGUACAGAAAUAAUGAUCAUCUGUGACUUCUUUUAGAGAGGGUUAAGUAACUUGCAUGGUAAGCCUGGGGCCAAGCAGGCUGUAAAUCAGUAAAACUACCAAAAAAAAAAAACAGAUUCAGGAGAAAAGAAUUAUAGCCUUUAGAAAAAUCUGGAAAGAAUGAAGGAGGCUUUAGCUGUUCUUAGGUCAUGUCCAAUGCAGUUUCUUAAAUGGUGAUAAGAUAGAUACUGAUACAUUUUUCAAACUGCUCUCAAACCUUAUCCAAAGGGCAUGGUAAAGAUGUUGCAGUUUUUUUUCUAAUACUUCCAAGAGUAACUUGCUCUUAAAUUACACCUUUAAUGGACUGGCCAUUCUAACCAAAUACUAUAACAAGUCUCUGUGUGUUGAUAGUACAUGUAUAUAGCACUAUGCCCUUUUCAGAGCUCUUUCAUGUGUUUUUCUUACAUUAUUUCCCAUAGUCCUAUGAGUCAGACAAAGGAGUGGGGUAAGAUCCUCAUUUUUUAGAAGUGAACAGAGAGGCAUGGAAAAGUUGAGGGACUUGAUGAGAUCACAUAUUUAGUAAAUAGAUUAUCAUUGGGACCAGAUCUACUUUUUCUGUAUCACAUAUUUGUGCUCUGUCAUUUAAAAUAGAGUUCAUUGGAAAGCCCUUGUUGAUUCAGGUUACUGUGAUUAAAAAUUAAAAACAUUCACACAGUUAAUAAUGAAAGUCAAAAUAAUACUGAUGGGCUAAGAUUUGGGUACCUUUAAGUGUGGUACCUGAAAUAUUUUAAAUGGGAAAUGAGCAGUUGUAAAAUAUUUUGGAGCAUAAUCUGUAGCUUAAUUUUUAUUAAAAAUUAGUACUCCUGGAUCAUGCCAAUAAAGAUAUGGCUGAUAUGUUGUCAGAAUAGACUAUUAUAAAUAAUAGAGAUUAGUGUAUUUGAGAUUUGAAAUAACAGUAUGAAAAUAUUAGACACCUGAUAUUAGACACCUGAUAUGACUUGUAGUACAUUAUAUAUAUAUAUAUAUAUAUAUAUAUAUAUAUAUGACUAUGGUUUUGUCUGCAGUUUUCUAUGCUUUUUUGUUUGUUUUGGCCAAUGGGGUAAUUAUUUUCUCUAAAAAUUGAUGACAAAAUAAAAUUCACUUCAUAUCUUCUGAACUGUAGUUUGGAAAUGACACAGUGCAAUGUUAAAAUAUAUAGGAAGUGACUGCCAAAACUCAGUAAAAGUAGCUAAGGAGAAUUCGACAGUAGGUUAAUGAAUCCUUUCUGGUUCUUAACCUUAUCAUUAUUGCAAUGUAAUUCUGGAUGUUUCAUUGGCGGGCAUGUCCCCAGUUCUCUCACAUGCUAUUUUGUUUGUUUUUUUUAAGUUCUUAAUUCUUUAUAUAAUGAUUAUGUUAUUUAUGAGAAUAGCUUGUUAGGUGCUUGUCCCCGAAGAUCAAGUCAUGCUCAGUAUAGUUAUAUUUAUUGGUUACUUACUGUGUCACAUACUGUAGGAGUGGUUUAUGUGCACUGUCACCUUAUUCCUCAGAAGAGACUGCCAAGGCAGAUGCUGUCAUGUUACUGCCCCCAUGUUACAUCUGAGGAAACUGAGUUUUGCAGAAGUUAAAAUAUGAGUAAACUUGAAAGUGGCAGGUUUGAGAUUCAAAACAGGUGUGUUUGACUCAGGCAUCACUGCUCUUACAAUUAACAUAUUUUUUUCCGGUCUCUGAACAUGUCUUAUUUGUAAAUAUAUGUUGCUUGUUGUACUUGACAUAUAAGACUUUGAGAUUUUUUAUAGUAUUUAAAAAAAAUACUAUUAGGAUACUUUAUUCUUUGUAGAUUUUUGGUAUAAUAGAAAUGUUCAUCAUUAAUUUUUAAAAUAAUCAUACUUAUCUGUUAGGAAGUUUUUUCUUUUGAAAAGAUGUACAAUUUUAAAUUUACACUCUUCUUUGGUAAGCAGUAUGAAUUGGAUUUCGAGUUAUUAGGUUGUCAGCCAGAGGUUACUUACCAUGAUGUCAUGAUCUGUCGUUCAUAACAUCUGGAAGCAGCAACUACUUGGCUCAAAGGCAUCUUAGAAUAAUUACUUUUAUUUCUCUCUCUUUUUUAUAACAUCAGAUUUUAAAGGAGAUGUUUAUCAAAACUAUUUUACUUUAAGGAAAAACUGUGUAUUUGAGAAGGAGUAAAGAGACUUAAACAUUAUUUCUUUAAAAAAAACUUAUUUUUACAUGAAAACAAAAUAUAUUUGCGAUGUGCUUUGAUCAAAACUUUCACUUCUGUAUCCCAGAGCUACUUAUUUCAAAGUUAAAAAUUUUCACUUGUCAGCUGAUACUUGUGUAUUUUUGUGCUUAGAUUGUAAAUUUCACAGUGGAUUUUGAAACAUCCUUAAUUUGGAUAAAAGCAAGUGAUAUAUUUAUAAAGUUGCUGUAGAGAUAAAAAUGGUCAUUUCCAUUUUAUAAAAAAAACUACUGAUGUGAUUAUGUUUGUAGUUCUUUUUACGUCUGUUUAGCACAGGUUCUAAAUUUAAAAAUACAGUAUGGUCUGUACUGACCCUAAAAAUAUUCCAUAAAUUAAUUUAACAAAUAUAUGGCAAGUUUUUCAUAGCUAAAUCUAACUCUUCUAGAAGGAAAGGGUUGUCUUCUGUUUAAUUACAUUAAUUGAAAUGUGUUUAAGAGAAAUGUUUUCAACAUAUUUUGUAUACUAAAAAACAAAAAGAAUUAGUAUUGAGCCAAUGGCCAAUAGGUACUAUUACUACCAUGUAGACUAUUACUGUUCAAAUUGUCCCACUUCCCCCAGGAUUUUAGAAACUAGAAGUCUGGGAGAUUCUGUAUCAGCUGUAGUCGAGUGAUUCUAAGUAUGUAAAUACUAUUCAUCUUUCAAUUACUGUAUGAAAUGGAACAAAUGCCACGUUGCAAAAAUGCAUAAUUUUAUUAUGGUUUAUUUUUAGACAUAAAAUAUCAACAAGCCAUGAUUUGUGUGUUUUGUCUCAUGUUUACUCGUAGAACUACAUUAAGUGUGAUCUUGGAAUGUGAUUUGAAAUGCUUGCCGCCUUUGUCUGCUUGGUCAGAUACUUAACUGAUGGCAUUACUCGGUAGAUUCUAACCUGUGAUAAUUGUGGAAUAAAGAAUAAUAUAAAAUGUGAGACUAUGUUUGGGCUCUUACUCUUUGUUUAUAUUAUGUAUUAUGACAUUGUAACAAAUUUAACAAAUUUCCAAAUUGAGCAGUUCUGUAAUUGUAACCAUUGAUGCUUUUCAUGUAGCAAAACAUGCUUAUGAUAAGUGAAUAGAAGUUCUCCAAAAUGCUUUUUUUUAAUUCACUUGUGACUGUUACUCUUGUAAUUGUGUAUGACAAAAUAAAAUUUGUAAAUGUUUUAGCAUGAAAAAUAAAAUUUGUAUCAGUCAAGUAA
This is a messenger RNA of Manis pentadactyla (Chinese pangolin), 6338 nucleotides long. RefSeq names its product transmembrane protein 106B (gene TMEM106B). The record is from RefSeq and is a predicted model, not a curated record. Gene Ontology annotation, cellular component: lysosomal membrane. NCBI's taxonomy places the organism in Eukaryota, Metazoa, Chordata, Mammalia, Pholidota, Manidae. Bases 176 to 1003 code for a protein of 275 amino acids. The transcript is spliced from 8 exons. Gene Ontology annotation, biological process: lysosome localization; lysosomal transport; dendrite morphogenesis.